Molecule: messenger RNA, 1244 nt
Organism: Dicrocoelium dendriticum
Lineage: Eukaryota; Metazoa; Platyhelminthes; Trematoda; Plagiorchiida; Dicrocoeliidae
Source: the annotation of a GenBank genome assembly
AUGCCGAGGUCACUCGCAUUGGACACUUCAGUCACUAUCCUCUUUCCUUUCUCUACCUCCCGAAGGGAACUUUCCGAUGCCGACUGUGAUGGUCAACUGACCUUAGGGGAAUUUUGUGUCGCAAUGCACCUUGUUGUUUUACGCCGAAAUGGUAUGCCCAUCCCCCGCACACUUCCGUCCGUGUUAUUGGAUGUGAUCACCAGUCAGACGCUCUCCACAUUAGCCGUCUCUGAUAAAUGCGUAGGCGAGACUGAUCCAGCACCUACAUUGAGUGCAACGGCUGACUCAAUUCAGUCCGAUGCUCCCGCCGAUUGGGAGUACUGUCAGGCUUCUCCCACUUCUGGAACCAAAUUCCCGCAGGGUUCAAUGACCACUGCUACGGCGUUCACCCCAGCUUCAUGUCGACAGCGACGAUGGUCCGUCUCCAGUCAGAGUGACAUCUCAUCUUUGGCCGAAGGUAUUAUUCAUUUUGACGCACGUCCCAAUCCAAGUGCCAAGCUGCAGCACCCCAUCCCUCUGCGAGCUCGCACGCUGCCUUUGAACAACAACGAAUCUGGCUCAACCGAUCCCCACUACACUCGAUUACAACUGCCUAAGCUUUCUCCACCGCCACCACCGCCACCUCCAAGAGUUCAUCUAGCGGGCCGAUGCGAAAAUCCCCAGCCCAACGCGCUUUCGCAGUCUAAGACGCCUUGUGAUGGUGACUCAGCGUCCCCUCUUCUGGCGUCUCGUACAGACACGGUUGAUUUAUCCUUUCCGAAUAAUCAAACUAAUGAAGUCCCUAACUCUUCAGUCGCUGACUCUCAGCUGCGUCCAAAUGAGAUCAUCGCGCAAUUGCAGAAUGAGUGCGACGGUUUGCUUCAAGAGAAUGAGCAGCUGGCAGUGGAAUUAGUCCAACUGCAACAGCACCGGAUCGCUUUGAAAAUUUUGCUCGAGCGACUGAUGCCUUUGGAUCCCGGCUACUCAGGAUCUCGAGAGUAUUGAGUUUGUCACUCUCUGUUGCGCCACACACACACUCUCGAGGGAAGAAAUCGUGUUGCCCCCUCUGUUUUACAUCCGUGCUUGUGUGCUGUUGUGUACAUCACUUGCGGAUCUAUUGUCGGAUGUCGAAUUCGCACAGUCGAUUAUCAUUGUACGCUAACACUCAUGUAUCUUUGUAUCUACCACAUUUUUCAUACUUGCCUUCUGGGUAUUUACUUUUUCGGUCUGCGUUAUUGACACUGCAAUGAAAUUUCACAUUCGAA